Messenger RNA from Cynoglossus semilaevis (tongue sole), 5850 nucleotides. It is a transcript of the gene egr2b, whose product is annotated as early growth response 2b. Gene Ontology annotation, molecular function: RNA polymerase II cis-regulatory region sequence-specific DNA binding; DNA-binding transcription factor activity, RNA polymerase II-specific. The record is from RefSeq and is a predicted model, not a curated record. Bases 3336 to 4697 code for a protein of 453 amino acids. The transcript is spliced from 2 exons. Lineage: Eukaryota; Metazoa; Chordata; Actinopteri; Pleuronectiformes; Cynoglossidae. Gene Ontology annotation, biological process: regulation of transcription by RNA polymerase II.
AUUUAUAUCAUAUGUCCCAGAUCAGUAGUGAAGCUCCUCUUUCAUAUUUGCCCUUGUCCAGACUGUAGUUGCCCCUGCUGGUGUCCCCGGGUCACCUAGUAAAUCACCGCUCUUAUAUUUCAAAGGUCACAUCCACACUUUAAAGUCUUUGUGUUUAUUGCUUCAUAUUUAAUGUGACUUCAGCAAAACUGGAAAGUCCUCAAUAAUGGUUUCAGAAUGGAUGAUUGCUCGUUGCUGAUUGGUCCAAUUUGAAUUCAAAUCCAACAAUAUUUUUCCCUUUGACUCCCUUUGCUCACUCAUUGUUUCUCCAUCGACCCACUCGUAUAUAAAUAUGCUGACGCCUAAUGAGCACAUGUAUUUGCAUGCACACACCCCAGUUUCUUUGCUCCCACUCAGACAAAAGUGAGUGGGAUAAAGAAGCAAACAGUAUCUGGCGUGGGUUUGUCUCGAUAUGGCUGACAUUAAACUGACAAGGCAAUAAAUGAAUAUUCCCUCAUGUGAAAGUGGCUGUGAGCUCCGAGGGAGUGUUUGAAAGUGAAAUAGUUAUUGGAAAGAAGACAGUAGUGAAAGGGAAAAAAACAGACCCUGGCUUCAGCCUCCAGUUGGUGGUUGGUAUGUUUGCUUGUCAGGUGGAAUUUAGAUUUCCAGCGCCGCACAGUAGAAUCGUUGAAAUACAUAUAGGAUAACCUCAUAUAAACUCAUAUACUUCCCCUGUUACAACACCUGGGAUUGUUAAAUGUAUGAGGGAAUAUCUUGAGCCUGACUUGGAUUUGCACAUCUGAAAAACAACUUCACAUUUGUUUACAGAUUAGAUUGAGAAGAGCAGCAUAACAAAUGUGUGUAAUAAUGAUAUAUAUGUUUUGUAUUCAUUGAUAUUAUUUCUGGCUAUACUGUAGAACUCAGCUCUAGUAUAAAGUCACUGCGUAAUUCCUGAUUUACUGUAAAGACAAUCGUGUGCUCCUCAAAAACUGGGUCUUGACCAUAAAGCGUGGGUUCUGAGGUUUGGUGCUUUGAAAACCGUUGUUGCAAAUACCUGUUGACACGGCACAUUCUUAGCCUCUGUGGUAAUAUUACAAUAGCAUCCUACUGUACUGUGCUCAGGUUCAUCUGAGGUAUACGGUCCAGGGAUUUUCCCAGAGGUUGCUGCUGCAGAUCAAUUGUAAACAAUGCAAUAAACAUCUGUCACAUUUUAGUACACUAGACUCUGGUGACUUCCUACAGAGGCUGUCAGAAGGUUAUUUCCUGCACCACUUCCUGAGCCUCAGACAUGUCAGUACUGGGAAAUGUGGCUACCGACUUCCACCAGACCACGAUGGAGAUACUACCUCUGUCAGGGGUAGUAUUAAAGAUACUUUUUACAAACUCACUUCCAACAGUGUCCUACAUGAAAUACAGAUACAGCAAAUGAGUACAUGAGUGCCACAAAUAAUUGCAAUAGCAUAUGAGAUGAGAAUAUUGAAAGAAAAAAAGUCAACAUCAUUUUAUAAAAGAAAUGAAUUACAGAGCUACGUAGCUACCAAAAGCUAAAGGUUAUGAAAUAAUCUUGCAAAGAAUAAAACUAAAAUAAGAUAGCAAGAUAGACAGACGGACAGACAGACAGUUAGAUAGAACCUUAAUAAUCCCUCGGGAGUUCCUAUCGGGAAAUUAAAGUAUUAUUAUGUAACUAUUCCCACCAAUGUCAGUUUUCUGUCAGUCUUAUUCUGUCCACCCACAAAGGGACUUCACAUCAUCAAGGAGUCGCUCACCCCGCCCUCUUCGUUUCUCCCUCUCUCUCUUGAGCUCACCCUGGGAACAGUUCCUAGGAAGGCCACAGGAGGGCAUACAAGUCUUCCGGGCCUGGAGACUCGGGGAUCCAGUAUCUCACAAACCCUAUCUUUAAACAUUUCGUUUAUCAUUAUUUUCAAGUAAUGUUACUCAGUUACUCCGAAGAGAUGGUUUUGGAAUGGAAUUAUGUUUUCACCCAAAACAUGCCGAUCUGACACAGUAUUUUAUCAACAUAAUACAGUAGUUCUGUCGGACAAACGUUUAAUAUUUUUAUAUUUAGAUUUUCUAGGAUAAUUCUGCACCAGUUAUGACGGACUCUUUGUGUCUGUCAUUUUUAAAGGGCCAUUACCUGCCGACAUCGUUUUGUUAUCAUGGUUCAAAUUGAGCUGAUGGGGGCUAGUAUAUGUUUAAAUCUAUUUUAAAUUACAGUGUCUAUAUUAUUAUUAUUAUUAUUAUUAUCAUUAUUAUUAAAUCAAAAAUGAAAAUCACCUACUAUUUAUAUUAUUGUUAAUUUCACCACCUCCUCUGUAGCGCGGUGUAUACAUAUAUAUCUCAGGGUGACUAUAUUUAACUCCACUCGGUAAAAAACAAUUCUAUUUUUUCCCGGAGCAAAUUUAGUCAAAUCAGACUGACACAAGUUUCCGAGCUAGUGGAGCCUGAGGUCGCAGCUCGGGGAGCAAAAAUUCCGCUCAUUUGAUCUUCUGAUUUGAAUUGUGGUCAUGAGCUCUCUCUCUUUGUCUCUCUCUGUCUCUCUCCAUCUCCCCUGUCCCCCUCUCACCCUAUCUUUUUUUCUCUCUUCUCUGCUCUCUCGUUCUUCACUCAAAUCGGUAAAACUCGUCACUUUCCGAUUAUCACAGCCCGGAAUCGAAACCAAAAAUGGAGCACGGGGGUGUUACCGGAUUCAGCCUUUUAUGGUUUAUGAAGAUGGACCGGAAUUCCUCUUUUGAUUUCAGAGUGCGAUCAGAUUAACGGGAGUCCGUGCCAAAAAAAAAAAAAAAAACAUCUUUACAAUAAGACCACGUUAUUUAUAAGUUGUGGAGAGUUUCCACACAGGCACCACAGUUUGUUUAUUUGUUUGUCAGCUCACUUCCUCUUUAAGAGUUGUUUGCAUGUCGAUCAGCGCGAAGUGGAAAACUCCGAGCCGACUCUCUCCCCUGUGUAGCGGGUUCUCCACUGACAAGUGAUUCCCUUUGAAAUCGUCACGGAGCCUCUCCUCCAAUCAGCGUGAGCAGCGACACUUAGUUCUCCGCUCUGGUCGCCCCGCCUACUCCAAAUUUGGACAAUGACGUGGCGGCCGCAUUCAAAAGGUUCCCCUUAUAUACAAACUGGUGGCAGGGCCCGCGUUCCCCAUCACAGUCACCCUCCAGUUCACGCUGCGCUGAAUUUCAUUUGAGCAGACCGCAUGAAGCGCAGCAGACCCACGGAGCACAUUCACUCACAGACACUGUGGGACAUGCAUUGGUGACCCACGCAGGGCUGGAGCUCCACACUGUAGUUAAGUCACGAGUUUGGGAAGCGACAAAGAUCAGGCAGGGACAGAGGAAGAGGGAAGGCAAGUCCUCUUGUGUGCAAUGACGGCCAAAACUCUGGAGAAGGUGCCAGUGAAUCUCGGGGGGUUCGUGCACCCCGUGGCUGACAGCGUGUACUCCGUGGAUGACAUCGCAGCCAGCAUGCCCACCUCUGUGUCCAUUUUCCCCAGCACAGACUUGGGAGCUCACUACGACCAGAUGAAUGUGGCAACAGAUGCUUUGAUGAGCGCAGACAUGAGCGCAGAGAAACGCUGUCUGGACCUCUCUCCUUACUCCGGCGGCUUCUCUCAGCCCGCGUCCCACCGCAACCAGACCUUCACCUACAUGGGCAAGUUCUCCAUCGACUCCCAGUAUCCUGGAAACUGGAACCCCGAGGGAGUCAUCAACAUUGUCUCGGGCAUCUUUAACGUGGCCCAGCCGCCUCCUCCUCCACCUCCUCCCUCCUCUUCAGCGUCCUCCUCACCCGUGUCCUCUGGAUCUCCCGGCCACUUCUCCAACGGAAAUUUGAGUUGCACCAUGGCGGCUCCAAACCCGGCAGAGAUGGACCAUCACCACCACCACCUGUAUUCUCCUCCGCCUCCUUACUCCUCCUCAGGCUGCGGGGAGAUGUACCAGGAUACCUCCGCAUUUCUGUCCACUUCCACCUGUCCCAUCACCUCCUACCCGCCGCCCUCCUACUCCUCACCCAAACCACCCGUCAGCUCAGACGCUCCGGGUCUGUUCCCCAUCCUCCCAGAUUACUCUGGCUUCUUCCAGCCUUCCUGUCAGCGGGACAUGCACACAGCCAGUAUCCAAGAUCGGAAACCAUUUGGCGCAUGUCCACUAGAUUCCUUCCGUGUGCCUCCACCUCUGACCCCACUGAACACUAUCAGGAACUUUACGCUUGGAGGUCCAGGUGGUGGUGUUGGUGGUGGCUCCGAGGGGGGUCCACCGAGGCUCCCGUCUGCCUACAGCCCACAGAACUUACCCCUGAGGCCGAUCCUGCGGCCCAGAAAGUACCCGAACAGACCCAGCAAGACGCCCAUCCAUGAGCGACCAUACCCGUGUCCGGCGGAGGGCUGCGACCGACGGUUCUCCCGCUCCGAUGAACUGACCCGACACAUCCGCAUCCACACCGGACACAAGCCCUUCCAGUGCCGGAUAUGUAUGCGCAACUUCAGCCGCAGUGACCACCUCACCACGCACAUCCGCACGCACACGGGUGAGAAGCCCUUCGCCUGCGACUUCUGCGGGAGAAAAUUCGCCCGAAGCGACGAGAGGAAGAGGCACACUAAGAUCCAUCUUAGGCAGAAGGAGAGGAAGUCGUCCAACGUCUCCUCGUCGUCCUCCUCCUCCUCGUCCGGCAGCACCGGGAUGGAGCGGCAGUCAAGCGGAAUCAGCGCAAACAACGGGCUCUGCCCUUAGUUUAAAAACUUUAAUACUGUGACUGCGUGACGCAAACUAACACCCCACGAAGAAAAACAGCAUCAAACAAACAAAAACAAGAAAACUUAAUAUAAAGCUGUUUAGAACUAAAUUGCAGUUUGGAAAUGGCCAAGAACUUGUGCAGCCGUGCGUAAUUACGCACAAACUUACCCCUGCUCCAACACUGACCAAGACUGACACAAAUGCACUUUGCCUGCACAGUCUACUGAAUAUAUAAGUGAAUAUAAUCAUGCAACGAUGAAGAAUUGUCUAAAAAGCGGUUGAAAAGGAGGGAGUGGGGAGGUUAAAAUUGACGCGCAAAAGGCACUGGACGAGUUUAAAUGUGAAAUAACCGCAAUAACAGUGUGAAAAAAAAACAGUUUUAAAUUAUUUAAAUUGACCAAGUUUCAUUCUAAUAUGUUUGUUUGACCUUAUUUUCCUCCUUUGGUGCCUUGUUGCGUGUUCUUUUUGUACAUUGAUUCACAUUGUAACAAAUGGUGUUUAUUUGUCUUUAAUAUUGUACAGCUGAGACCUAUAUUUUUGUAUGCAUUUUGGUGUAACUCAGAGUGUGAAGGCGUUGUAGUUCACGUUGUAAAAAACACGUUGGGAGUUGUUGGACUUCCGACUUGACCGUUUUUUGUUUGUGAAGUGUGUUAUUAAAAUCUAUGAUGCUAAAAAAAAGCACAAAAAAAGAAAAGAAAACACGCUUUAUCACUUUCAUGUGUCUCCGUCACAGUGGAACAGGAAGUGCCACAAAGGGGUUGAAGGAUAUUCGUUUCCUUUGCAUUUCUGCAGAUGAACGCGCUCGUAGAUCACACGAACUUGGAAAAAUGUGUUAGGUAAAUUCCAAAUGACGUCACACCUGGCGCAUCUGACUCAAGGUUUGUUGCCCACGCACUUUUAAUCAAGUUGGCUUUGUUUAAGCAAAAAGAAAAGUGAGUUAAUUGAAGUUAAUGAUGUAUUUUUUAAAGUGUUUAUUUGUCAUUUAAUAAGUAACAAGUUCACCUUUAGGUUUAUAUCAUAGGUUGGUGUUGUUUACCUGUUGCUGCAAAAACUGCAAAAAUAUAUUUAGCUUAAGUUGAAAAAAAAAAAAGUCAAAUAACUCCCGGAUUCCUACUCAUUAUUUUAAUACACUGUUUCGAUUCAUUCGUGU